CUGAACGAAGGCGGAAGUCGGCUACAGUGAAUCCUCUCGCUUCGUUUCUAUACUCUCUGCUGCUGUCCACCCUGUGUAACUGCGACUAUGGUCGUCCUGAAGGGAAUCCCCUCUAUCCUGUCACCAGAACUACUCUAUGCUCUCGCUAAAAUGGGUCAUGGGGAUGAACUGGUUCUUGCUGAUGCAAACUUUCCAGCAUCCUCUAUUUGUGCCUGUGGUCCAAAAGAGAUCAGAGCUGACGGUUUGGGUAUCCCUCAGCUUUUGAAGGCCAUUUUGAAACUGCUGCCCCUGGACACCUAUGUCCCCCAUGCGGCUGCAAUCGUGGAUCUGGUGGACAGUGACAAGCGGAGGGGUAUAGAUGUCCCUUUGUGGGGCAUAUACGCACACCUCCUACGUGAGGCUGGGUCUCAGACUUCUCUUGAGAUAGUGGAAAGGUUUGCUUUCUACGAUCGAGCAAAGAAAGCUUACGCUGUUGUGGCGACAGGGGAAACAGGGCUGUAUGGGAACCUGAUACUGAAGAAGGGGGUGAUUCCUGCAGAGCUGCUGGAGUGAUACACAGACACUGAGACACUUUUUAAAGUACUGAUGUUGCCAUAUGGAUUAGCUUUAUUCCUUUCUGUGAAAAUCAAGGGAAGUGUUUUGCAGAAAUCUCAUUUUAUAAGUUCAAACAGUUUCCAGCUGAAUCCUUGAAUUACAUGUUUUCUUUUUGUUACUGUAAUUUGUGCUCUAAAUAAUCUAUGUUUUUGAGAAGCAGUCAGUCUUUGUAAAGUUUGUAAAAAUCAUCUACCUUGUACAUACAUUUAAAUAAAAACAUGCAUGAAUCUCUGA
This is a messenger RNA of Notolabrus celidotus (New Zealand spotty), 828 nucleotides long. RefSeq names its product fucose mutarotase (gene fuom). Bases 88 to 552 code for a protein of 154 amino acids. Lineage: Eukaryota; Metazoa; Chordata; Actinopteri; Labriformes; Labridae. Gene Ontology annotation, biological process: fucose metabolic process. Gene Ontology annotation, molecular function: fucose binding; racemase and epimerase activity, acting on carbohydrates and derivatives. The record is from RefSeq and is a predicted model, not a curated record. The transcript has 6 exons.